Seriola aureovittata is the source of this 1912-nucleotide messenger RNA. It is a transcript of the gene spdya, whose product is annotated as speedy/RINGO cell cycle regulator family member A. NCBI's taxonomy places the organism in Eukaryota, Metazoa, Chordata, Actinopteri, Carangiformes, Carangidae. Gene Ontology annotation, biological process: positive regulation of cyclin-dependent protein serine/threonine kinase activity. Gene Ontology annotation, molecular function: protein kinase binding. The transcript has 7 exons. The record is from RefSeq and is a predicted model, not a curated record. Bases 381 to 1343 code for a protein of 320 amino acids.
CAAGAAGAACAAGAAGAACAAGAAGAAAAAGAACAAGAACAAGAAGAAGCGACGUGAUUGGUCCGCUCGUCCCCGCGUGCGGUUAUGCUGCUGGGUGAUUGGCAGGGAGCCAGACGCGCGUUACCAAACUACCAUCUCCUCCAGUCCGGCUGUAACGACUUGUGUCAGUUUUAGCUUUUUAAAACUGUCAGAACUGGAAGAUAUUAUUCACCUCUUUUUUUUUUUUUUUUUACAGCCACCAGGUUCUGUCCCGUUGUGUUAAUUACACUGAAAUCAGACUUUUUUUUUUCGGUUUUCUAGCUUGUUAUUCAUCUUUGUUUCACUCACUGAAGUGAACUGGAAGAUCCGUGGAGAACACACCAAAACGCUCUUCACCUCAGAUGAUGAAGCACACACACAGGUGGUGCCAGACUCCCCCCUCAGUGACUGUCCGGGUCAAACCCAACAGUGCCCACACUCUUCAAAUCAGAAGAGGUCUCCGGCUUAAAAGAGCCAGCGGCCAAGACGCCCAGGGCCCACCAGGGAAGAGCCAGCUGAGCCAGCAUCAGGAUGAGGUGCAUUAUGCCAAAAUGACCAUGCCUCCAACUAUUGUCAUCCAGCAGCAGGAAAUGGCAUCAUACUUCAGACUUUUUGACAAUGACCUUAUUCAAGACUUCCUGUGGAUGGACUGUUGCCGUAAAAUGACAGACAAGUACCUUCUUGCCAUGACCUUUGUGUACUUCAAAAGGGCCCACUUCACCAUUGCUGAAUACACCAGAAAGAAUUUUUUCGUUGCAUUGUAUCUUGCUAACACCAUGGAGGAGGAUGAGGAGGAGAGUAAGUAUGAGAUUUUUCCAUGGGCGCUGGGCAAGAACUGGAGGAAGCAGUUUCCCCGCUUCCUCAAACAGCGAGACAAGCUGUGGGGUCGUAUCCAGUACAGAGCUGCUGUCAGCAGGCGCUGCUGUGAAGAGGUGAUGGCCAUUGUUCCCUCUCACUUUGCGUGGCAGCGAGAGAGAUCAGAGCACCAUAGCGGUGCCCAGCGGCACUACGGUGACCAAGAUCACUCCCGUAUUCCUCGUGGGCCUUCUGCCUCCCCAGUCUCCUGUGCCCUCUGUAACCGCAGCACCAGGUUAGAUCAGGGCCUUGGCUCCUCACAGACCCCAAACACCACCUAUCCACACCCAUUCACCUCCUUGCUGGCUUUGGAGAUCAGCCCACCCAACGCUGCAGCCUCUUGCAGGAAGGCGGAGACUAAAAGCCGCAUGCAGCACUCCUCCUGCUGCUGUGCUGAGGAGGUUCCUAGGGAUGAGUCUACUUGUGGAUCUGCAUAUGACACCUCCAUGGACUGGAUUAGUGAGGAGUAGGGCGUCACCACCGCAGCAGUUAUACUGCUUCCCUCUUCAUAAUGACAGAGCAGUUCUUUGUAUUAUCUUCUCUCCUCUUGAAUAGCACUUUGACUCUGAAGUAAAGGUCUGAAUCAUAAGUGUAACUCAUUAGUUUGUGUUGAUCUCUGCAAACACGCUGAUUUUUUUUCACAACUUGUCAGAACAAAGUUAAAUGUUCAAGUGACUGAGAAUGAGCUAAUGAUGUUCUAUACAUCAUACUCUGAUGGAAACAUACAUUAAGAUUGUGACAUGCCAAAGAGUAUUAUUGUAAAGUCUGUUUAACCUGCACUGAGUUCCUGCUAGCUAUUUAUUUAUUUAUUUAUUUAUUUAUUUAUGUAUGUAUUGGUUAUUUAUUUACUGAAGCACUUAUUCACAGAUGAAAAAAGAAAUUGUCAGGUGAGUUUCUGAAAUUUUGGCUAAGUUUAAGUUCACAUGUCUUCACCAUACUGGAAUUCUUUUAGUUGUGUUUUCUAGUAAUGUUGCCAGUGUGCCUGUUAAAUGAUCCAACACUGCCUCUUGAGUUUCCAAUAAAGGGUUGAAUUUAAAUG